AUGACGAGAAACGGUUCAAUAAUAUCCCCAUUUUAUUGUGGCUGUCUGGGGGUCAUUAUUCUAUUAUUGAGCGUCGUAAUUGGCACGAAUACCGUUAGCGCUGACUUUAAUCCAAGUAGUUUUAAGUCUGUGGAAGAUUGUAUCAAAGGGACGGGUUCUUAUAUCAUUUUAUCGAGUGACCCUGGUUACCAAGAUGCUCGUUCUGGUGAAAGAAUAAGAGUUCCUACUUUCCCAAAAGCAAUCAGUUAUCCAUCAAAUUCUAGUCAAGUUAGUUGGCUGGUAAAAUGCUCUACACACUUCAGUUUUCGGCCCGUGCCAAGAAAUGGUGGUCACAGUUCCGAAGGAUAUUCAUCAGUAAAUAACUCGGUUGUAAUUGAUAUUAGUUAUAUUGACUUUGUAUCGGUUGACAAUUCUACAAAGACUGCGUGGGUUGGUGGAGGAAUUCGUCUUGGUCCUUUAUAUUUGAAAUUAGAUCAAGCAGGUUUUACCAUUGUUUCUGGUCUUCACCCAACAAUCGGUCUAUCGGGUAUUAUUGCAUCAGGUGGAUGGGGGUUACAAUCUCGUAAAUAUGGUGUCACCGGUGACUUUGCAUACGAAGCAGAAGUAGUUACUGCCGAUGGAAACAUUCUUACAGUGAAUAAUAACUCUUAUAGCGAUUUAUUUUGGGCUUUACGUGGUGGUGGUGGAGGUACAUAUGGGAUUGUCACUGGAUGGAGAUUAAAUUUGAUUGACGCCUGGAAUAAUGUUACUGUCUGGCAUAUUGGAUAUCCAACUUCAUACGUUAAACAAGCAAUUACUGCAUGGACUAAAUGGGCAUGGAAAGAACGUAAUGACAUGACUUCAAUACUCACAAUUACUCAUGAUGGAUCCGGCACUUCUGAGCAUGAUUUUGGCGUAAAGAUACGUGGACAUUUCCUUGGCACUAUAGACGAAUUAUUAGCAAUUAUUGCGAAUAGUGGUGUCGACAAUAUCACCCAACUAGCAUGUGUUGAAUAUAUGAGCUGUAAUAAUAUGGGAUCACGUGCUUACUUCCUUGGUGACGACUACAAUUGUAGCAGAAUUGAUCUCUUCAAUAUUGGGGAUCAACCAUAUGCCUCUUACAACUAUUCGCUAAGCAUGGCAAGCUCGAUCGUCACUAACAAUUCUAUGACCACUACAUACUCUGUAACGUAUAAUGGGGGAGCUGGGACUGUUACCAAUGACACUAUUAGUGGCAUCCCAGCUGGCCCAAAGCAAAUUCGUGAACUUGAGAAAAGCAAAUCAAUGUACUUUAAUGUGGAAUUCACCGACGAUCAAUUAAACGUUAUUGUAGCACUUAUAAACGAUUUACCAUUUGGUGCUUUUGCGCAAUUUGAUUCUUAUGGAGGAAUAUUGGCCACCCAGGAUACUAAUUUUACAGCUUUCAGGCAUCGUAAAAAUACCGCUUUCCAUUUACAGAUUGGUGUUGCACUUACCGGGAAUAGUGCGAACGAUUCAGUGUUUUACGAAUGGAUUAAGAAAUGGGAUACUCAAGUGCGCAUCUUUUCGAAUGGAUUUUCAUAUGUGGUAAGUUAUAUUUUUGAAUAUCCGAGUUUAUAUGAACAUUCUUCGUCUGGUUCUUCCUCAUCCAGCGGAGGUACUGGAUCUGGCACUUCAUCUAGUGGUUCCGGAGGUGGCAAUGGUGGCACUUCUGGAAGUGGUACUUCGUCUAAUGGUUCCGGAGGUGGCAAUGGUGGCACUUCUGGAAGUGGUACUUCGUCUAAUGGUUCCGGGGGCUCUAAUGGAGGCAGUGCAUCUAGUGGUAAUGGUGGCACUUCUGGCGGUGGUACUUCAUCUAAUGGUUCCGGGGGUGGUAAUGGAGGCGGUGCAUCUGGUGGUAAUGGAGGCACCUCUGGAAGUGGUUCUUCGAGUGGCGGCAGCACUUCCACUUCCCAAAGUGCCUCAUAUAUAUACUUUGGCGAAAAUGCACCACGUUUAAACAUUAUUAAAGCCAAAUACGAUAGUCAGGGUGUUUUCACCAAUACAUUGGUGCAAGCGCUCACUGGAAAGGGUGAUUGCAAUUGCUCGGAUAAGAGUGGACCCGGAAUACGAUCAGAUGCUAUUACUACUGUGAAACCACCAUCAUAUUACUUGAUUACUUUUGCGUGGGCUAUUUCAUUGACGUUUUGUGUUUUUAAGAUGAAUCAAUAUACCAUGCCUUUUAAUGAAUAA
Ambispora leptoticha is the source of this 2190-nucleotide messenger RNA. The record is from the annotation of a GenBank genome assembly. NCBI's taxonomy places the organism in Eukaryota, Fungi, Glomeromycota, Glomeromycetes, Archaeosporales, Ambisporaceae.